AUGUCUACAGUGAAACACAAGAUACUUGUACUGUCAGGAAAAGGAGGAGUGGGAAAGAGCACAUUCAGUGCUCACUUGGCACAUGGGUUAUCUGAAGAUGAGAACAGACAGAUCGCUUUGCUUGAUGUGGAUAUCUGUGGACCAUCUAUUCCAAAGAUUAUGGGUCUAGAAGGAGAACAGGUACAUCAAAGUGGCUCUGGGUGGUCUCCAGUUUAUGUAGAAGACAACCUUGCUGUGAUGUCUGUUGGAUUCUUGCUUGGCAGUCCAGAUGAUGCAGUAAUAUGGAGAGGUCCUAAGAAGAAUGGCAUGAUUAAACAGUUCCUGCGAGAUGUAGACUGGGGUGAAGUGGAUUCCUGAUUGUGGAUACUCCUCCUGGUACUUCUGAUGAACACCUUUCUGUAGUGCAGUAUCUUAGUGCAGCUCGCAUUGAUGGCGCUGUAAUUAUCACUACUCCUCAGGAAGUGUCCUUGCAGGAUGUACGAAAAGAAGUAAACUUCUGUCAAAAAGUGAAGCUACCAAUAAUAGGAGUUGUAGAGAACAUGAGUGGUUUUAUUUGCCCAAAAUGCAAGAAUGAAUCCCAAAUCUUUCCACCAAGUACUGGUGGUGCAGAGAAAAUGUGUAGUGACCUUAACAUUCCCUUGCUGGGAAAGGUCCCCUUAGACUCAAACAUAGGAAAGAGCUGUGAUAUGGGUACGUCUUUUUUCAGUGAGAUUCCGGACUCACCAGCAACUGUGGUAUACCGAAAAAUAAUACAGAGAAUUCAAGAUUUUUGUGCUGAGAGGAACACUGACCAGUGA
Molecule: messenger RNA, 797 nt
Organism: Staurois parvus
Lineage: Eukaryota; Metazoa; Chordata; Amphibia; Anura; Ranidae
Source: the annotation of a GenBank genome assembly